AUGAAAUUCCUAUCUUUAUUUGUCUUGACACAAAUCGUUAGCUCUCUCGCUCAAAGUAAAUUGUCUAUAAAAGAAAAUUUGGAACGUUUGGAGAAUUGUGGAAAGGAGAAUCCAUUCCAACCAACGGAUACAACAUGGUUAUGGUUGGCUGCUUCAACUGACACCUCUAAACAAUUCUUAUCAACAGCCAGUAUGAUUUCCAACCGUCACUUUUUACUUUCCGCAUACGUUUUGAUAGAUGAAAAAAUGAAUUGGAGAAUAAACGGAGAUUCUUUAACGGAACAUUGUAUUGAUGGAACCGAAAACUCCAGGAUCCCAGACGACUUCGUCAAACAUAUAGUAUUCCGACCUCCAGAGUGCUAUAAGAUCUCCAACACGAAAUGUGAUUCUAUAAAAGUCUCACCAACAAAAGGAUACGUUCUAAAAGCUUGCAGUACUUCAAUUAGAUCCCCACUCUACUUCGAACAACGAUACACUCAAAUGAUAGUGGAAUUCGAAAUCCUUGAUAAAAUUAAUCACACUUACAAUUAUCCAUGUUUAGUAAAUCCGAGAGACCAUAAUGCUGUGGACGGUUGGGCGACAAAAUACGCGUUCAAUUCUGAAAAUGAACCAAUGAUUUUUAGAGAAGAGCCAUGUGUGAUUCAAGGGUUUGGAAGUUUUUUUCCUUGUGGACCUCAUUAUGAUAAGGAUGUGCAGGGAAGUGUGUUGAUAAAGCAAUUAAAUGUAACAAAAUGGACCAUAGUGGGCAUGGGAUCGACAGGUUACUACCGUCCGGACACCAAACAAAGCAUUCUACUAAGCAUGGAAUACUUUUAUAGGGAUAUUUGCUCGGCUGCUGGAGUCUGCUCAUUUGAGGAUACACCGAGUAUUCCGGAAACAACCACGACUUCAGAAUCCACAAAUUCUGAAUCUCAGACAUCAUUAACGCCUUCUGAAUCCACUCCAACUAGUUUCUGGACUUCCGAAUCUUCAACUUCCAGUUCAACCUUACCUUUCACGUCAUCUGAGCAUUCGACGCCUCCUCCAGAAGAUCCUCCAGAAGAUCCUCCAGAAGAAUCCAACGCACAGAAAACCGAAGAUAUAUUUUUCUACUUGUAUCGACAAGUGGAGUCCAGGAAGGAAUCUCAUUAUAGGAAUAGUUCUGAAAAUCAGAAAUUCUGGAUUCUGUUAAUGAUUUAUUUUUGGUUUUCUUGUUGA
Molecule: messenger RNA, 1197 nt
Organism: Caenorhabditis briggsae
Lineage: Eukaryota; Metazoa; Nematoda; Chromadorea; Rhabditida; Rhabditidae
Exons: 5
Coding region: 1-1197 (398 amino acids)
Source: RefSeq, a predicted model, not a curated record